Molecule: messenger RNA, 1461 nt
Organism: Rhagoletis zephyria (snowberry fruit fly)
Lineage: Eukaryota; Metazoa; Arthropoda; Insecta; Diptera; Tephritidae
Gene: B52
Product: serine and arginine rich splicing factor B52
Cellular component (GO): nucleus; cytoplasm
Molecular function (GO): mRNA binding
Source: RefSeq, a predicted model, not a curated record
CAAAGCCGCCAUUUUUACAUCACUCGAACCGUUCAAUGGAAAAUAUCUAUUUCCGCUUUGAUUGCCGAAGAGCUUGUGUUUUUCUUGUGCCGGAUUAAAAAAUUACAAGGCCUGGAAAAUUAUGGUCGGUUCAAGGGUUUACGUCGGUGGGUUACCGUAUGGAGUUCGUGAAAGAGAUUUGGAGCGCUUUUUUAAAGGUUAUGGACGAACGCGCGAUAUUUUGAUCAAGAAUGGAUAUGGCUUCGUUGAAUUUGAAGACUACAGAGACGCCGAUGAUGCUGUCUAUGAGUUAAACGGGAAGGAAUUAUUAGGCGAGAGCAGAGUGGUGGUUGAACCGGCAAGGGGUACGGCUCGUGGCAGUCAUAGAGACCGAUAUGACGAUCGAUAUGGGAACCGCCGUGGUGGCGGUGGCCGGUAUAAUGACAAAAACAAAAAUUCCAGAUCAUCUUCUCGUUAUGGACCGCCGUUACGUACCGAGUAUCGCCUAAUUGUGGAGAAUUUGUCAAGCCGCGUCAGUUGGCAGGAUUUGAAAGACUACAUGAGACAAGCUGGAGAAGUUACUUACGCUGAUGCUCACAAGCAACGCCGCAAUGAAGGUGUUGUCGAAUUCGCUUCAUUAUCGGAUAUGAAGACUGCUAUUGAAAAGUUGGAUGACACCGAGCUGAAUGGCCGGCGUAUACGUUUGGUUGAAGAUCGUCGUGGCGGACGUGGCGGCGGUGGAGGACGCGGAAGGUCCCGUUCCUCCAGCUCCCGUUCGCGAUCCCGCUCUCGCAGGCGCUCGCGAUCCAGAUCACGCCGAUCUUCGCGAUCACGCUCAAAGUCUCGUAGCCGUUCCAAGUCGCGGGGUGCACGUUCAAAGUCGAAGUCUCCAGUGAAGUCACGUUCUCGGUCUCGUUCAAAUAAAUCCCGAGAACUGUCCAAGUCCAAGUCUAAAUCGCGGUCUCAUUCGCGCUCUCGCUCUCCUAAACGUGAUUCACGAUCACGUUCGCGUUCAAAUUCAAAGCGUGAGUCACGUUCGCGCACCCGUUCCAAGUCAAGGAGAGAUUCUCGUUCACGCAUUUAAUUUCGAGUACUACUUUGGUUAAAUUAAUCUAACUUGUGUCAUCACUACCUUUUUCAAAAUUCCAAAGAAAGAUCCCUGCUAAUUUUAACAUUUUUUUUUAUGUUCGUGAUGUUUCAGUGACCGCUCUGCCUCACCAGACAACAAAUCUCGUUCCCGUUCGCGGUCAGCUUCUCCAAAGAAUGGAAAUCCCUCACCUGACAGAAAUGAGAGUAUGGACGAUUAGGCAAAAACUUAUAUUUUCAGUCGUAUGCUAUCUUUAUUAAAGUCCUUCAUCCGACUAUCUUUUCCCAAAUUUUUACUAAAUUCAACUAUGAGUAUGUAACUUUUAUGUAUGAAAUUAUAUAUAUGUAUGUAGUUUUCCACAUAAAAAUAUUCAAAUAAACACUAAUUUUAAUUUA